Messenger RNA from Xiphophorus maculatus (southern platyfish), 6258 nucleotides. RefSeq names its product paxillin. NCBI's taxonomy places the organism in Eukaryota, Metazoa, Chordata, Actinopteri, Cyprinodontiformes, Poeciliidae. Gene Ontology annotation, biological process: transforming growth factor beta receptor signaling pathway; endothelial cell migration; substrate adhesion-dependent cell spreading. The record is from RefSeq and is a predicted model, not a curated record. Bases 227 to 3757 code for a protein of 1176 amino acids. The transcript has 14 exons.
GUGUGUGUGUUUUUGAGUCUGUUGGAGGCUCGUCGAGCAGCAGCAGAAGGAGGAGGAGGAGCAAGAGGACUUGAAAACUUCACUGCGUCCAGCUGGAUACAUUUUCAUCCGGGGGAGAUUUCUGCGUCCUGUCGGAGCCGAGUCGGCACCUUUGUAGUCCAGCUGUGUCCGUCAGAGAGAGGGACCGGUCCGGUACUCAUCGCUGGAACCAUUUCCGGCGUCCAACAUGGAUGAUUUAGAUGCUUUGUUGGCGGACCUUGAGUCCACAACAUCCCACAUUUCCAAAUGCUCACUCUUCCUGUCUGACGAAGCCGCCUACUCCCUGCCUGUUGGGGGUCAGGACCAGAAAGGCAUCAGCUCUCCGCCGGAGAGAAGUCUGAAUGGAGUAGAUGAUUCAGAGUCCUUCAGCUCAGCUCAGAAAAGUCAGUGGUCUAGAGAAAGCAGCAGUCCAAACCAACCCAGUGGAGAGGAGGACCACGUUUACAGUUUCCCUAACAAGCAGAAGACCAGCGAGUCGUCAUCAUCACCGGCUGCCAUGAACUCAUCACUGGGCAGCAACCUGUCUGAACUGGACCGCCUGCUGUUGGAGCUCAACGCCGUCCAGCAGAGCACCCCUGCCUUUCCCACAGAAGUAGCUCCACCACUGCCGGCAAGCAGCACUAUCCGCCACAUCCAGGAGAAUGGGCUCUCUGCUCCUGGUAGAAUCCCUCCACCUACCCUGGAAAAGCCGAAGCAUGUCGUAGCAGCGCGAGGAAUACAGGACGCACGGCCGAGUGUGGAGAGCCUUCUGGAUGAGCUGGAAAGCUCGGUGCCCACACCCAUUCCCACACCCUUGGUCGUCUCAGAUGAUGGACAAGCGGAGACCCUGUCUCAGCAACAAGCCAGAAUGUCUGCGUCCUCUGCCACACGAGAGCUGGAUGAACUCAUGGCUUCCCUGUCUGACUUCAAAGUCCAAAGCAAUUCCAGCUCUCAGUUGUCUGUCAAUCAGGAGUGUGGUGACCCUAUUUUUGCCACUGGAUCACCGGUUUCUCAAGCUGUAGCAGGCCCGUCUAUAACUCCUCAGGAUACUCCUCUGCCUCUGGGCUCCACUUUCCCUUCUUCUGCACCUCUUUCAUUGGAACUUCACAUAGAUGAGGAUGGUUGCUCUGUCCCUACAUGUUCAACUGUAAUCACAUCUUCUAAGAGCCUUCAGUUCUCCCAAAUCCAGCAGAAAGAUCAUGAUGGAAGUGUCACGUCUGAGGUAUGUUUGGAGAGCUUCAGUGUCUCCAGUUCUUUGAAGGAUCCCACCCAAGCAGAACUUGGCAGUCUUGCUCAUACUUCGGUUACAAAAGCGUCUCCAUGUAAAGAUACUGCUGGCAGGAGCUCCAGUCCAGCCACUGUACCCAAGAGUCCAGUUACUCAGUCUAAAAUCCAUAGUACCACUAAAGCAAAAAAUCCCAGUUCUGCUGAUAUAAAAUCUAAAAGCUUUGCCUCUAAAAGUCUUAGUCCUCAAGUAGUUACAAAGAGUGAAAGUCCAGUGAUGGUGUCCAGCCCUCUGGAUGCAGUUCCAAGGACAUCUAGUCCCAUAACCGUUCCUUGGCUUUCAAGUCCAGUUCCAAAAUGUCCAAGUCCAUUGACCAUCCCUGCUCUCUCUAGCUCACUAUCUAUCCCAAGAAGUGCUAGUCCUGACACAGCUGGACGAAGUUCUAGUCCUGUGACUAUUCCAUUUCUUUCUAGUCCCGUUCCAAAGACUGCAAGUCCUUUGACUCUUCCUAAUAAAUCCACUUCUCUAGUUUUACCCAAAAGCUUUGGUGCUGAAGCAAUCCCAAGAACUUCCUCCCCAGUAACACUUCCAAGGCUUUCAAGUCCAGUAACAGUUCCAAAAAUGGACUCUUGGGUUCCUAAUGGUAGUCCUCAACUCUGCAGAAAAACAUUCACUACCUCAGGCACCAGUAGCCCCAGAGCUUCUCCAGUGUCUCUUGCCACAGUACCAAUGAACACCCUAUACUCCCCAGAAAACACAGGAGAUGUCUUGGAUUUAACAUGGCCAUGCCGGGAACCUUUACUGGACGAUACCUUAGAUAAAAUCCUCACUCCUGAUUCUAAAAGACUGAUUGAGAACCAGCCUCCUGUCUGUGUCGUACCUGGCGAUGAAGACAAAUCCUGGGAGGAGGAAGACGGACUUUACCCUGAGUAUAGCAGAGAGGGAACCUUGACACCCAUGACUGAGUCCAGCUGGAUUGAUGAGUGCUUCACUCCCUCCUCCUGCCCUGGGACACCAGAUGCAACGCUGGACUUGCCAGUACAGCAGCCCUCCACUGUGGAUCGACUGUCGGCUUCCGGUCAACUGAAGUCGGUAAUCCGCCGCACCAAAGAGACGUCCAAUGUACAUCCGAUGUACAGGGAGGGAUUGCUCAGACGUAAGAUGGGACCAAUUAUUGUUAAUAAAAGCAACUCGCAAGACCGACUCAUUGAGGAGCUGCAGGGCAAGCUGGGGAUUGGGCGAGUGGAGCGCAGGCGGAAGCAACAGCCAGACGAUUGGCUGACUGAGGGAGUCAUCGUUAUGUCUAACCCACAGAGAAUGCGGGAGGAAGGGAUCCAGCCUUCUGUGGAUAAGAUCAUCAUCCCCCCCGAAUCACCUGCCCCACAAAGAAAAGUACUCCCUCCUCCGCAAACUCCCCCACCGCCCAAAAAGCCCCCACCAGUCAAGCAGACACCCCCACCGCUACCCCCUCCACCUCCGACGCCUCCUCCUCCUCGAGAACCCACCCCUCCGCCCCCCAAGGAGCCGACUCCUCCGCCACCCAGGGAGCCCACACCUCCCCCCGUUCUCCCCACUCCAUCACCUAGCCCCCCACCCAAGCCCAUCACACCACCCCCACCUCCCAAGGUGUUUGUAUCAGUGGGUUGUCAGACUGAGUACGACCCCAUCUUCCCACCAUUGCAGAUCCAGUCACAGGGCAUCCAGUCAGCCAGUGCUCCUACAAAACCAGCCAACAAGUUGGACAACAUGCUGGGAAAUCUGCAGUCUGACCUCAACAAACUCGGCGUCCAGACCAACGCUAAGGGAGUUUGCGGUGCCUGCAAGAAACCGAUUGCUGGACAGGUGGUGACUGCCAUGGGCAGAACGUGGCACCCGGAGCACUUUGUGUGUACCCACUGCCAGGAAGAGAUAGGCUCCAGGAACUUCUUUGAGCGUGACGGGCUGCCUUACUGCGAGAAAGACUACCACAACCUGUUCUCGCCGCGAUGCCACUACUGUAAUGGACCCAUACUGGAUAAAGUAGUGACAGCUCUGGACAAGACCUGGCAUCCAGAGCACUUCUUCUGUGCUCAGUGUGGAUCCUUUUUUGGCCCAGAAGGUUUCCAUGAAAAGGAUGGAAAGGCGUUCUGCAGAAAGGACUACUUUAACAUGUUUGCUCCUAAAUGUGGCGGCUGCAACCGGGCCAUCCUGGAGAACUACAUCUCUGCCCUCAACUCACUCUGGCACCCAGAGUGCUUCGUCUGCAGGGAGUGCUUCACGCCGUUCAUAAACGGCAGCUUCUUCGACCACGACGGCCAGCCGUACUGCGAGGCCCAUUACCACGAGCGCCGCGGCUCCCUGUGCUCCGGCUGCCAGAAACCCAUCACCGGCCGCUGCAUCACCGCCAUGGGCAAGAAGUUUCACCCGGAGCACUUUGUGUGCGCCUUCUGCCUCAAGCAGCUCAACAAGGGCACCUUCAAAGAGCAGAACGACAAGCCGUACUGCCACGGCUGCUUUGUCAAACUCUUCAGCUAGACCGCAUGUCUGCUGUACGUGCAGUGAGUGCGACAGUACGAAUGCACAAGGGGGAUUAAUGCACACGUACGUGCAUCUAAAACGCAAUACAAUGAGGGUAGAAAUGUUUCUAUCAGGGAUGACACUGAAAGGGACUUCCCUGGAGUUGCCACCUUUUACGCUUUUACUAAAGACAUUUUAACAAAGCCCAAAGAGAUUUUCAUUUCGAUUGCUGUUCCUGAGUGUGCCAGGAGCAAGAAAGAAACGUGUUACUUUCUCCUUGGUUGUGUGUAAAUGAUUAAGUUUGAUCUGUAAAGUAUUUUCCCUCCAUUCAGCAGGGCAAGACCUUGCAUCACUUGGUGGUUGGCCUGUGUUGACAUGGUUUUCUGCAGAUCUGAGACAGCUGCCUGGCUGCAUGGGCCACUGGGAGUAAAUAUAAACAGUUUUAAAGUACUACGAGUGUUUUGGCAAGCACCGUUUGGACACUGAGUGGUUAUCAAAGAUGUAUUUUUGUAACUUUGGAAAUUUCUGAGGUGCCAUUUGGAAUAACUGAACCACUUUUUUGAUAUGUAAAUGUACACAGACACGUUCCGCUUUCUUCUCCAACAUCGAGCUGUUUGAUCACUUCAACUUCAAAUCUGACAUCCUAUAAAUGUGUUUCAUAUGUCCGUGUCAGUUAGUUCUUAUUUUUCUACAGAUUUCAUAGGAAAACAAGUAUUUUUCAUUUUCAACACACCGUUUGACUUUUUAAAAUAUAUAUUAAGCAAAAUAGUUAAAUCAACAUUGACAGCUUAGAUGUAAAAAUGGAACCUAAAAUUAUCUUGGAAAAUCCUGAUCAGUCCAUCUCUAACCCUAACUUUUAUCAAUUUAAAAAAAAAAAUUAAAUAAGAGUGCUGAAGAAUAUUUCAAUGGUUAUGCAUGUCUGGUAGAAAAUGGUGGAAGCUCAAUGCCUACAACGAAUAUAAUUUAAAAUCCAAUUUUUCAGAAUUUGACCUGCUGACCAUGGAACGAAGCAUCCAACCUUUGGACAAUCAAUCUGCAUCGUUUUUAGCACAAUAAUUUCCAGAAAAAUGUACUGAGCUAUACUUUGUUUUAAAUUUAAUACAUCAUCAUGUGUGUUGUGUCAUUUACAUUCAUAAUGAGGAUGUAAAAACUUGUGUUUUUGAUCUACUUAAAAAUAUUUUUAAAAAAUCACAUGGUGAGAUCUGUUUUAAACUGCAGGUGCAUUUUAUGAGGAAAAACAAUCUAAAAUUGUUUCGAAAUGGAUAUUUUACUGCUGUACUCGCAGUUAUUCGACUAUAGAACUAUAUUUUUAAAAUAUUUUCAGCAUUUUACAGUUUCGGCUUGUGUGCGUUUAUCUCGGUUUUAAAUGCAUCUUUACAAACUAGUUAAAGAUGUCCAGUGGAGUUGUGCGUUUUGAUCCGAAGCAUGCAAUUUCUUUUACCUGGAGAUUAACAAGCACCAGCUGAAAGUUGCUGUUACAAUCAUCUACAUUUCUACACCUCGAAUAUGCUGAACCUCGUCGGUUUUGAUCAAAAAUAUGUGUGUGUGUGUGUGUGUGUUUCGGAGCAGGUUUAGGCUCACUCUGGUAUGCAAAGAGCUGGCUCUGUUAGCAUGUAGCCUACUGUAACAUUAGUCGGUCUCAUUCCUUCAACACAGACAGACACAUGACGGAGGAAAUGUAGCCUGCUGUGUUGUGAAUCGUUGUUAUCUUGAGGUAUUGGUUCAAAGGUCACUGACUGAAGCUGGACGCUAGUCUUUACUGGUCAGGAAUCAGAAUAAGACCCUGAAUCAAGGCCAGGCCUUUAGGGGAAAUUUACAUGUCGACCUUUUCUAUCUUUAUUUCAAUCAAAGCCUCUUUUUGUGCGAAAUUAGCCAUUAGAUUUAAGCAUUUUCAGCAAGAUGAUGUCAUUGCCUUCGGUUUUACAGUGUGCAAAAAGUUCAUACAGAAACUCCUGACAUGGGUUGAUUUAAACUGUUUUUCUUGUGCCAAAUGUGUCGAUGCAAUAACGUCUCUGACACUGUGGAGCUCUCAAGCCUUUUCUGUGAUUGUUUUCAUCUUCUUUUUUUUUUUUCCGAGCUAAACUCUGGGAGUCGUGCUGAAUUUUUAACUGAACUAUACACUGUAACAGACGAGACGAGGGGGAGCUUGCUGUUGUUUAGCACACGUUGUUAUGACGUUCACAUGUAGCUGAUUGGGAUGUGAUGGAUGUAGCGGGAGGGGCGCUGGAGGAAAACGUCCCGGGUUUGCUCAUGUUUGUUUAUCUCAUUUUCAAAUUGCCUUACAUUUUCUGCUUCUGUUGGACAAUUAAUAAAGGGGGGGGGGGGGGGGGGGACAACGCUUUUUACUUUUAAUCCAACUAUGUGAACUUUGCUUUGUAAACAGAGUCAACAUUCAUGUAGCGCUUGGCUAUCUGAAUUUCCUCAUGAGCUAUAAAUAUGUGUGGGUGAGGUGCAAGCCUUUGUGGGUUCUGAUUACUGAUUGGUGAGUCUCUGCAAAUAAAAGAGGAAAAGUAUUUAUA